CAACUUUAAACUCCUCCCCCUCCCCCAACAUGGCGCCAACCCGCCACGGGCGUCUUCUGGCUACUCUGCGUGCUGAUGGCGUGUGACCAACGAAGACUCGUUGUGUGUGUCUUGUUGUCGCUGUUUUUUUCUCUUUGAUUUCCUUUCUUUUUUGUUUCUGGCUUGAGAUGAAGAAGCUCCCGAAUUGGCUGUGCGCGCGCACGCGUCGACGCGCGCGCGACGGCUGCGACGCGGCGGUGUCGGCGGCAGCGACGGCAGCGAGAAGACAACAAUGAGCACUUGGGCCACUUUGGGAACACUUUGGGAGACUUUUGGCCGCCAGCGGCAGCGGCGCGACAAUUGACAAAGGAUGGAUGGGCUGAACAGCAGGGAGCGCGACAAGCUGCCGCCCAUUUCCAGCGCCCCGGCACGCAAGUCCAAGCCUCCGCUGCCGUCUCUGGGGAGCCUCAUCAACACGCUCAACCACAGAAGGGCUCGGGUCAGGGACAGCGAGAUGGCCACCGCCCCGCUAGGCUUCAAGCACGUGUGCGAGCUUCCUCCGAUCGGCAGCCUGGCCCGUCUGAAGCAGCGAACGUCCAUCGAUACUCUGCCGCCGGAGGUCAAAGCGCCGUUCCCGUGUGACCCUGUCAUCCCGCUGCGCACCAAGACCACCAAAGACUUCCUCGAGGAGGCGGAGCGCGCCGCACUGUCUGGCGACUGGCGUGAGCUUCGAGAUUUCUACCUGACGACCUUUGAUGCUCACCCUCAAGCCCCUCCCCCCUCUCAGCGAGAAGCCAACGCCUCCUUUGACACCAUCGAAGACUCGGGAGUCAACGCCAAGUUCAUCAACGCCGUCUACGACUCGCUGCUCCAAACUCCUGAGGACAUCCAAAAGUCGGUGCUGAAGGGAAUCAUCAACAGUCUUCUGAGGGAGUGGAAAGGGCCUCGGACAAAAGAUGACCUGCGUGCGUACUUCAUCCUGGUUCAGAACCCGCAGUAUUCCAGCACCAGCACCUACGUGAUCUACGCUCACCUCUUGAGGCAGAUGGCCUCCCUGUCCGAGGCCGAUCAUCACUUCCUGGUCCACUGGCUGAAAAAGUUGUCUGGCCGGCGGUUCCGUCAGCCGGUGGAGCGCCUCCUGCAGUUCAUCUCCACUCGCCUUUUUCCCGCCGAGCCCGACGAGCUUCCUCCCGCCUCCAAGUGCUCCUGGUGGAUCCCGUCAGCCACCAAAGUGCUCGCUCUGUUCAACGCGGCCAACAGCGUGUCGUCUCCUCCCAUCAUGCCCUUCACCGACUUCUACAACAUCACGCUGGAGCACAUCGACUUCAUGGAGGAGUACAGAACCUGGCAGAGCUACGGAAACUCCAGCAGGUUCUCCUUCUGCCAGUUUCCCUUCAUCCUGUCCACGGCGGUGAAGAAGGCCAUCAUCCAGAAGGACUCGGAGCAGCAGAUGAUCAGCCAGGCCAGGCAAAGCCUGGUGAGCAAAGUGUCACGGCGGCAACGCGUGGACAUGAACCUCCUCUUCCUCAACAUCAAAGUGCGACGGGCGCAACUCCUCGCCGACUCGCUGGAUGAGUUGAGCAGGAAGCGCUGCGACCUGAAGAAGAAACUGCGUGUGACCUUUGUCGGGGAGGCGGGCCUGGACAUGGGCGGCCUAACCAAGGAGUGGUUCCUGCUGCUCGUCCGACGGAUCUUCCACGACGACUACGGCAUGUUCACAUACAUGAAGGAGUCUCGCUGCCAUUGGUUCAGCAGCUGGAAGUGUGACAGCAACUACUCAGAGUUUCAGCUCAUCGGGACUCUGAUGGGCUUGGCAGUUUACAACAGCAUCGCUCUGGACAUCCACUUCCCACUCUACUGUUACAGGAAGCUGCUGACUCCGCCCACCGCACCAUGUGACCCGAAUGCCCCCGUCGGCAUGGCGACCGCCACCUUCGACGACCUGCAGCAGAUCAUGCCGGAGCUGGCUCACGGUUUGGAGGAGCUGCUGAAUUUCGACGGGAACGUGGAGGAAGACGUGUGCCUCACUUUCCAGGUGUCGCAGGAGGAAAUGGGCGUGGUUAAGUCAUACAACCUGAAGCCAGGAGGAGACAAGAUUGCUGUCACCAAACACAACCGGAAGGAGUACGUGCAGCUGUACGUGGACUUCCUGCUGAAUAAAUCCAUCUGCAAGCAGUUUGCCGCCUUCUACCACGGCUUCCACAGCGUCUGCGCCUCCGAUGCCCUCAUGCUGCUUCGUCCCGAGGAAGUGGAGAUGUUGGUGUGCGGAAGCCCUCAGCUGGACAUGAGCGCCCUGCAGAAAGCCGCCCACUACGAAGGAUACAGCAAGAGCGACGCCACCAUCAGGAAUUUCUGGGAGGUGGUGCUGUCGUUCCCCGUGGAUCUUCAAAAGAAACUUCUGCACUUUGCAACAGGAAGCGACCGCAUCCCCGUGGGAGGGAUGGCCGAGCUCAACUUCAAAAUCUCCAAGAUCGACGCACCCACCGACUGGCUUCCCGUGUCGCACACGUGUUUCAAUCAGAUCUGCUUGCCGCCGUAUCGCAGCAAGAAGGAGCUCAAACACAAGCUCACCAUCGCCAUCUCCAACGCGGAGGGCUUCGGCCUCGAGUGACAUCUCUCCUCCCCUUGCCCCUCCAGUUGGGCGCUAGCUAGCCAUUUUAGCGUCCCUGAGUGCUCUUUGUUUUGCUACUUUUAUUUAAACGGACAAUUUGUAAUUUUGCUUUUAUUUAUCGAGAUCAUACUUAAGCACCUGAACAAGUUAGCGCCGCAAGCGUAUCGCAGUAUCGCCGUGUUCCUCAAGGUGAGGUGGCGAGUCCGAAAAUGUAAAUCCAGCUAAGCUACGUGCUGAGAAAGUUAGCAGCUAUUGUGCGAAACGUCACCAGUCUGACGUUUUGUUUUGUUUUUUGUUUUUUUCGCGAGAGUUUGACAUUGUGGUGUGUUUAGACGCUGCAGCAGCACAAGCCUUUUGAUCGGCAGCUGUUUGAGUGAUAGCUGCAACACUGAUGCCUUUUAGCUUUAGCAUUAGCUUAUCAGCGCAAAAAGAGCAGACAAUGACUACGUCCUGGCAACUCGAAGCUGAAUACGAAAUGGAUGACGACAAUCUGACCACUCGAACUAGACAGCUGGAAUCUGGUUAGAAGGUGACAACCGCAACCUGAGAUCUAGAAAUGGCUGACCUCAACCUGACUUGUUCCCGACAACUACAAGCUGAGGACUACAAGAACCUGACAACUCGAAGCUGGCAGAACUGCAGACCUAGACCCUGACAACUAGAACCUGAAAACUAGAAGCUGAUGAUGCAACCCUGUGAAGACACUGUGACUGCCGGCGUCUGGUGUCUAGAACGUGACCACGAGAAGCCGACAAGGACCUGAAGACUCUUUGUCAAUGUUUGAUGUAGUGCCGCGUUGAAGAAGCACACGCUGCAGGAUCCAAACCCUUUUGAUUGACAGCUGCGGCAUUGACACGUGUUAGCUUUAGCAUUAGCUUAGCAGUAGACAGAGUGUAUCGUGAGGAGGAGAAAGCGCAAAAUAAAGCAGGGAGGGGUAAAGAAUCAGCACCGUUGCCCCUCAAACUGUGGCUGCCCCUCUGCUGCCCUGCCGGCCCGGUUUCCAUGGUAAUGUGCGCAAGUUCCCAAAGCGGCACCAGUGGCCAGGAGCCAAAGUGGAUAAUGUGGGUCGCAACGUGGCCCCCAACCCAUGGAGCCUCCAGCGCCCCCCUAAUAACAAGCGGCUUAAUCUCAAAGGUUCUUUGUCUCUUUUGCUCCAUAGGAGUCCCCAAGUGAGCGCUACAACAUGAGCGCCAGAAACUGACGAUGAGAAAAUGGCGACUAGAACCCGAUGACCGUUAAAUAACAGCCAAAAAUUGACUACUACAAGUCGGCGGCUAGAACUUGACAACCUGACGGCGAGACGCCAAUGGCGAACAAAUGACGGGUUGAAGCUUACAACUAGUAGCUGGUGACUAGAAGAUGUCUGUCUCAGCAUUUGUUGUUGUUAGCAACGAGAAUAUCGUUGCGUUGAGACUAGCGUGUGUUCACCUCCUGUGUGCUGUCGUCGAUGAUGUGAAAGUUUGACAUUAAACGUCUUGGUUGAAGCUUUGUGUGGUCCACACAAAGACUCGUCUCCAUUGCCAGAAUGAAA
Hippocampus comes (tiger tail seahorse) is the source of this 4121-nucleotide messenger RNA. RefSeq names its product HECT domain containing 2 (gene hectd2). The record is from RefSeq and is a predicted model, not a curated record. The coding region runs from base 350 to 2590 and encodes 746 amino acids. The transcript has 23 exons. Gene Ontology annotation, biological process: protein polyubiquitination. Lineage: Eukaryota; Metazoa; Chordata; Actinopteri; Syngnathiformes; Syngnathidae. Gene Ontology annotation, molecular function: ubiquitin protein ligase activity.